CUCAAGUCAGAAGUUGGAUAUUUGAGUUGGAAUGAAUGCCAUCAGUACGAAUUCCUUGUCGUCCUCCUUGGCUCCACAGCUAAACGCAGACGUUCCUGACACUUGUAAAGAAUGCGGUAGUGACGACUUGGUUGAAGACCAUGCGCAAGGCGACGUGAUAUGUAGGAACUGUGGUCUCGUCGCUGCUGAAAGAAUCGUGGAUUUAGGCUCGGAAUGGAGAAACUUUGAAAAUGAUGAUAGUGGUACAGACCCAAGUCGUGUGGGAGGGCCGAACAACCCCCUUCUUGAGUCGGGUCCAAGUACUGUCAUCGGAGGAGGAGCUGUUUCGGACUCUAGAAGCUUAAAUGCUCGGUUGAAUCGAGCUCAAAAUAGGCACAACACCUCCAAAAGUGAUCGCGUUUUACUUGAUGCGUUUUCUUUGAUAAGUCAAUACGCAGAACGUUCUUACCUUUCACAGAGAGUAGUCGACAGAGCACAGGAGUUGUUCAAACUAUAUUUCGACCAUCUCACUCUGAACCCACAAGGUGGUAGAACCCGCUAUUUGAAAGAGCACGAAACUGUUUCAGUCGUCGCGGCUUCACUUCACUGGGCUUCCCAAAUCGAAGGCGUUCCCAGAACUUUUAAGGAAAUGAGUAGUUUAACACAAGUACCUAAGAAGACGCUCAGUGACACGUAUCUUAAAAUGAAACAAAGUCUCAAACUCAAUCAACUGAAUAAGAGCACCGAAGACUUUAUUGGACGCUUUUGUUUUUAUCUUCGAUUACCUCAUUUUUUCAUUUCCAAAGCGCUUCAGAUUGUGCAGGUGUGUCGAGAUGUUGAUGGAGUCUAUGGAAGGAGUUAUGUGACUAUAGCUGCUGCCGCAAUUUACACAGCUUGUGAGAAGUUUGGUGAUGAAGAGUUGAAAAAAAUGGUUCGUUUGCAGUUGCCGAAAGUAUCUGGUGUGGAAAUUGUGACUAUUGUAAAUACAUUCAAAAUAAUGAAGCCGCAUUCAGAUAAGAUUUUGGAAAGUCGACAAAGCAAUGUGCAUUGAACAAGGGCAACGUUGAAGGGACUAGAAUA
Molecule: messenger RNA, 1059 nt
Organism: Galdieria sulphuraria
Lineage: Eukaryota; Rhodophyta; Bangiophyceae; Galdieriales; Galdieriaceae
Product: transcription initiation factor TFIIB
Exons: 3
Coding region: 32-1030 (332 amino acids)
Biological process (GO): transcription preinitiation complex assembly; DNA-templated transcription initiation
Cellular component (GO): transcription preinitiation complex; nucleus
Molecular function (GO): TBP-class protein binding
Source: RefSeq, a predicted model, not a curated record